AUCCAGUUUCAUUUAUAUUUGCGUUUAACGAUUUUGUAAUUACCCUUAAGUGCAAUAUUAAUUCAAUGGCAGUUUUCUGUUUUUAUUCUGGCCCACUUGUAAACACAGUUGGCCGGCAUUGUGGAUGGGGAUGGAAAUCGUCAUUGUUUUGUAGCCUCGAAACCCUAAAAAAAUUGAAAAGUAUUUACAUGAAAGCUGCCAAUUCAAAUACAAAUUCCCACACCCGUGAUGUUCUUCAUAGGAUUUUUUUUUUUGUGAAUUUCGUGGUCUGUUUUUUGAAUAUGUGCAAAAAACUGGACGCUUUUUGUGAACGGUGAAAGUACUUGCGCUCCAAUAACUACGCAAAGGUUGGUGCUUCGUACUACGUAACAAAGUCCAGCUGUAAAAAUAUUUUUGAUAAGUGGCAUAUAACUUUCUGUGGUGUCCUUCGCAUCGAUGUGUUUGCCACGUGGACUAACAAUCUGCACGAUAAUCGCAGCAGGACACAAAAACGUGUCAUUAAACGACAGAUCUUUGAACUUUGCGGUGAAACAAACCGGAUUUCCUAUACUGUAUACGGUGGGUGCCAGUUAGUCUGCCAGGGUCGGUAUUUUUUGCUUGCGGCAUCGGUAAUGGGUCCACUAUAUAAGCCUGGCCAGCUGCACGCCAGUCGAAAUAGUCGGCCCUAAAAUGCUGGUCGACACGGACCUGGCCACUGGUGUGAUCCGUUCGCCGUACAGCUUUGACAUGCCCCACGCCUUCAUCUUCAAUGAGUCCCAGCACCGAGAGCCCAUCUUCUGCGGAUCCUACAUGGAGAUGGUAAAGCACUUCGCCCGAGCCCAGCACUACCAGUUGCUCCUCGAUCCGGUGGAUAGUCUGCCCAAGAAAUCGGUGCUGGAGGAGAGCCUGGCCCGCGGGGUGUACAACCUCUCGCUUCACGGGGUCACAAUGCGACCCGGCAUUAUUGGUGAGCCACCCAGCGUCACUGGGUACAGUUAUCCGCUGGAGAUGAUGACGAACUGCGUGAUGGUGCCUCUGGCACCCGAGUUGCCCAAGUGGAUGUACAUGGUGUGGCCCCUGGGCAGAUACAUCUGGACGUGCCUGUUUGUGGGCACCUUCUACGUGGCGCUGCUGCUGCGGUAUGUGCACUGGCGGGAGCCGGGGAAUGCCACCCGCUCCAUCACCCGGAAUGUGCUCCAUGCCAUGGCCAUCCUGAUGUUCAGCCCAAACAUGAACAUGACCGUUAAGCUGAAGCAUGCCUCGCUGCGGGUAAUUGUCUUCUACACGCUGCUCUUCGUCCUGGGCUUCAUCCUGACCAACUACCACCUCAGCCAUAUGACAGCCUUCGACAUGAAGCCGGUGUUCCUGCGACCCAUUGACACCUGGUCGGAUGAUCCACUCGCGGCUGCGCAUCAUCAUCCACGACACGCUGCUGGAGGAGCUGCGCUGGCUGCCGGUGGUGAACACCACCCCGCUGGAUCCGCAGUUCGAGGCGCGCAGCUGACAGGACUAUCAGACCCUGCUGGCGAGUCCUUCGCGUUCCUACGCCUAUGUGGUCACCCAGGAUGCUUGGCUGUUCUACAACCGUCAGCAAAAGGUGCUCAUUCAGCCGUACUUUCACCUGUCCCAGGUGUGUUUUGGCGGCCUGUUCAACGCCCUGCCCUUGGGCCCCAAUGCCAGCUUUGGCCCGGCUCUGGACAAAUUCAUUCUGAACGCUUGGCAGGCGGGACUGUGGAACUACUGGGAGGAGAUCGGCUUUCGCUAUGCCAAGCGAGCCGGCUACGCGAGGGUCUUCCUGGACACAUACCCCGUAGAGCCGCUGAACCUGGAGUUCUUCAACACGGCCUGGAUUGUCUUGGCUCUGGGCAUUCCCAUCAGCUCGUUGGUCUAUUGCUUGGAGCUUUUCAUCCAUCGUCGGAGGGAGAGACGCCCACAAUAUGAACGCUUUGAAUGCUAUGGUUAACUUUUGUUUAUCCAUAGCCCCUUUGGAUUUAGCUGAACUCGAUUGACAAGCACAAAUUAUCACAAAUCUAUAAUAACUUUGAAUAUACAUACAAAACAUGUGGGAUAGUAACUUUACCCAUCCUACACCCAGAGAAAAAUCACCGUAAGUCCUAAUAUUUGUACUUUGUAUUAAAUAUUAUCGGUACUGAUUUAGCCCCAAGGGAGUUUUGUUUAAAUUAAAGU
Drosophila elegans is the source of this 2166-nucleotide messenger RNA. RefSeq lists its product as uncharacterized. The record is from RefSeq and is a predicted model, not a curated record. NCBI's taxonomy places the organism in Eukaryota, Metazoa, Arthropoda, Insecta, Diptera, Drosophilidae.